Molecule: messenger RNA, 354 nt
Organism: Iphiclides podalirius (scarce swallowtail)
Lineage: Eukaryota; Metazoa; Arthropoda; Insecta; Lepidoptera; Papilionidae
Source: the annotation of a GenBank genome assembly
AUGAAAGCCAAGUUCUUCGCUUGCCGGUAUUCGGGUUCCCGCUCAAAACCUCCCGACCAGCGUAUAGACCCACGUCCCGUCGUAAACGUGUACGAGCGCGAAUGGCCCCGCUGGUCUAUUUCGGCCGAGCCGGUCGGCUGCAGGUCUCGGACGCCGGUUCCGGGUUGGCGUCGCGCCAGCAACGCACAAAGGAUGCACAAAAGGCGGCCGCGUCCAAAAUCACCGAAUGGCGGGAAACCGCGGGAAAUGGCCGGCGUUGGCGGACUGCUCGCGCGGGAAAUGGGAUGCGCCAUGAUCGAUUGCGGCAACGGCUUUACGAUAAAAAAAGGCGUUUGUUAUUCGCCUCACCGCGCG